Messenger RNA from Hyposmocoma kahamanoa, 452 nucleotides. Its product is annotated as endocuticle structural protein SgAbd-6-like. The transcript has 4 exons. Gene Ontology annotation, cellular component: chitin-based extracellular matrix. Bases 22 to 390 code for a protein of 122 amino acids. Gene Ontology annotation, molecular function: structural constituent of chitin-based larval cuticle. Lineage: Eukaryota; Metazoa; Arthropoda; Insecta; Lepidoptera; Cosmopterigidae. The record is from RefSeq and is a predicted model, not a curated record.
GUGGCCAGUUUCUAAGUAAAUAUGUAUACAACCAUACUAUUAAUUUUUGUGGCGAUCGUGCUUGCCACUUCAGCGCCAGUGAAUGACAAUGCGCAGGCGCGAAUACUCGUAUACGAUUUCACCAAUGACGGGAGUGGAAAUUACAAGUUCAGUUAUGAGACGUCAAACGGUCUGACAAGAGAAGAAACUGGAGAAGUAGUGAAUGUGGGUACAGAUGACGAACACAUUGUAGUACGAGGCGUCUACUCCUACGUCGAUGCUGAUGGUAACGUCCAAAAUGUAUCGUACACUGCUGACGAAAAUGGAUAUCAGCAAUCGACUUCAGGAGAAGAAAUGUCGAUUCCUGACUAUCUACCUCCUUCUGUUGUAGCAUCAUUGCUAGGAGGAUAAAUGGAUUGAUUUUGAUACCUCAAUAUAUAACAAUACAAAACGAAUUGGAAUACAUAAUGAUU